GGUGGGGAUGGAAGUGGGCUAACCAUUGCCCAUUUCCUGGGAGUCUCCCAGAGAGGAGCAACAGCUGCAGAGGUCGCUGCUAACAGAGAGAGCUCUCUACCCCUCUCUCUGUCUCAGUCUGCGUGUGGAAUGGUAUCGCCACCGACGAGGCACCGACUGAAUCCCUGUCCAACAGCAAGGCGGGGAGACUAGAUCCCGGUCCGUGUUCCACCGUGUGCACACACACACACACACACAGAGAGAGCCCGCCUGUUCCUCAGCACCAGCCCCUUCCCCAGUCUUACAGAGGGCAGCGUGCCGCAGACACCAUGGAAGCAUGCAUGUUUGUUCUGUGCUGUGGCCUCGUUCAUCUGGCUGUUGCUGGAAAUUCUACUAAUAUGGAGAAAGAUGAGUUUUAUUACGAUUACGAGACACUGCGGAUUGGAGGCCUCGUGUUUGCUGUCAUACUGUUUACUCUUGGGAUCCUGCUGAUCUUGAGCCGGAAAUGUCGUUGCAGCUUCAAUCAGAAGGCCAGAUCUCCCAAUGAUGAGGAGGCCCAGGCAGAAACACUGAUCACCAACAAAGCAACGGAAGCAGCAGCCAAAGUGGAGAACGAAGGUGUAGAUGGGAUAGAAAAAUCAGCAACUUCCAUCAUAUCUUUGGGAGCCACAACAUCUACCAUUGAAGAGGACAAAGACAGCCUGGGAACACCACAGCAGCAUGCUUCCCUCAAACCACACACCACACUGAUUGAGAAAUGUAUCAGCCAUUCCCUCAUGGUCAUUGGGUCAAAAUCCUGGAACAUCUUCCUUAAUGAAAUUGUGGGCAUCCCUUCUCUAAAGGGACUGCUGUUGUUCAAGAAGGUUUUGGAAGACCCCUCCAACAUCGCUCCCGACUCGCUGCACAAAGAAUUGAAGCUCCAUUCAGAACUCUGCUCUAUGCAGUACCAAGGUCUUCACAGGACUAAAACACUACGCAAAGUUAAAAAUGAAAUGCAAAUCUUUCACUCAGCUAAGGAACAUCUUCGCCACACUUGCUCGCUGACUCUCUGUCGCUUGUACAUCACCAGCGCCAUGUCACACACUGACUUAUCCGAUGCUCGCUUCUCAUAUGAUUAUGAAACUGUUCGGAAAGGGGGUUUGAUCUUUGCUGUUGCUGCAUUCUUCGUGGGAAUAGCCAUUAUCCUGAGCAGAAAAUUCCGAUGUAGAGGCAAACCACUCAAAAGAUCCCAGGACGAGGAUGAGCUUUAGCAGACCUUUAGGUUCGUGCUGUGAGGCUGGAGAUUUGAUUAUCACCACAAUCAAACUCAGAACAAAACAGCCACCGGAAAUAUCAUCGCAGCAGUAGUCUGGGAUCGCUGCUUCAUUAUCAUUGUCCUGAGCAUCUGAGGGGGCUGGAAAUCUUUAAUUCUAUCCAAACUCUCAGUUCACAGAUACCAGGUACCAACAGAAACUGCCAGGCACCUCCCUGAGCCAUGAAAUUAGAAAACCACUGAAUUAACAUGUAGGAGAUGAAUAAAUGUAACCUGACCCUUAA
Messenger RNA from Stegostoma tigrinum, 1515 nucleotides. RefSeq names its product FXYD domain containing ion transport regulator 6 (gene fxyd6). The record is from RefSeq and is a predicted model, not a curated record. Bases 309 to 1229 code for a protein of 306 amino acids. Gene Ontology annotation, biological process: regulation of sodium ion transmembrane transporter activity; monoatomic ion transport. The transcript has 17 exons. Lineage: Eukaryota; Metazoa; Chordata; Chondrichthyes; Orectolobiformes; Stegostomatidae. Gene Ontology annotation, molecular function: sodium channel regulator activity. Gene Ontology annotation, cellular component: membrane.